Messenger RNA from Drosophila montana, 1138 nucleotides. Its product is annotated as putative gustatory receptor 59b. Gene Ontology annotation, cellular component: membrane; axon; dendrite. The transcript has 2 exons. Gene Ontology annotation, biological process: chemosensory behavior; sensory perception of taste; male courtship behavior. The coding region runs from base 1 to 1128 and encodes 375 amino acids. The record is from RefSeq and is a predicted model, not a curated record. Gene Ontology annotation, molecular function: sweet taste receptor activity. Lineage: Eukaryota; Metazoa; Arthropoda; Insecta; Diptera; Drosophilidae.
AUGGUCGGGCCGUGGCUAUUACAGUGCUAUCACAACUAUGCUCUGCUCGUGGGUGUUACCUCUUACCGUCGGGUGGCCGGCAGUUUUCGACAGACCUGGCUGACACGCUCCUAUGCGCUGUUCCUGAAUGUCCUUACGCUUUCACUGCUGCCCGGGGCACUCUGGUUUUCGUUACACUACAUAAAGACAAUUAAUUCGUUUCCCAAUUUGAUAAUAUAUACCACAUACAUACUGUACACGGUAUCUUACGCAGCCGUUGCCUAUACCCUAAUCUCACGUGGUAGUCGGGAUAAAGCUCUGCUGGAAGUGGAGAGAAUUGUGAAUAGGUUGAAGGGCCAGAAAAAGGUACAUAAUGUGCUAGACAACGAGGGUGACUGCGGCUCUCUGGCCUAUUUAUUUCAGCUAAAACUUGGCACUAUGCUGUAUUUGUGCUUGACCGGCAUGACAUCCUGCCUGAUGAUGCCGAACAUAACUAACUGGAUGGCCAUCAUCUGCGCUUUCUUUUUCGGGAAUACUAUGAAUAUACCCCUGUUGGCCAUCUAUCGCUAUUUUCUAGCCCUUUGGGACAUUGCCUAUUGCUAUCAGUAUCUUAAUUCAGAGCUGGAGCACUUUAUGAGCUGUGUGCGCCAGAGAUACCCUACAAAUGCUGAGCUGGAGGAGCUGCAGCGACUGUGGUCACUGCACAGUCUGCUGACCCGUUGCACACUGCGAAUCAAUAAGAUCUAUGGACUGCUAUUGCUGACGACCCGAUUCGACAAUCUGGUAUUUUGUGUAGUCUAUGGGUAUUGGGGCAUACUCUUCUCCUUCAGCAUAAAAGCGCCGAUAUAUAUGCUUGUCUUUGGCGCCACCAAUUAUAAUAUGCGCCUGCUGGAUUUCUACCUAUUGAAUUUCAUGUGCGAUCAGACUGUACGUUUUCAGAGCUCGGCCCAUCAUGUCCUUAGCGAGGGCUAUUGGUUCAAGGAGCUGGAUGCCUAUGUGCUAUAUGUGUGUACUUCAAAGUUGAACCUUUGGGUUUGCGGCCUCUACAAGGUGAAUCGUAGAUGCUGGUUUCAAAUGAUAGGCUCCAUUUUUGGGUUUUCUAUAUUGUUGCUGCAAUUUCACCUGCUGUUGAAUAAAUACACUUUGUGAAGCGCUAAUU